UAUUGCAUAAGAUGAUCACAAAUCAUAAAUUAGCUGUUAUAAAAAUCCAAUCACAUUAAUAAUAAAUUAACUUAUGAAUUUGCAAUUAAACCAAAUUAUUUGGAGGAAAUUUUACGAGGAGAUUGAGUUAGAUAAACCAGAAUAAAAUUAUAUUCAAUCUCUUAUACCAAUAGAUUAAAAAGGAAUCACGAUAGAUUUAUACGUAUAUUCAAAUGUUUCAAGAAAAAUGUAUUAUAUUCAUCUAUUUGAAUCACAGCAAGAUGUAUAUAAGUAUUAAUUUAAAUUAUUUCUUAUAUUUUAGGAAGAAAUUAAAGAAUCCUUAUAAUUAAAACACUAACUAUGCAGAUAUGAUGAAAAGUACUAAAAUAAUUUAGCCAUUUUCAGAACAAAAGGAUUGAAAUUGAAAAGUAUGAGAAAAAUUAUUGAAAGUUUUGUAAAUAGUAAGCCCAUUUUAACUGGGAUAUUUGAUACCAAAUAGUAAGUAAAUAAAGAUGCUAUUAAAGAUAUUAAGAAAAAAUACAAUCACUACCUUUAAUAUUAAAUUGCAUUGGGAACCAGAAGCGACUAAACCAAUUUUAGUGGAUGACAGAAUUGCAUAUAUAAAAGAAGAAUAGAAAUUCACAUAAAAAAAGAAUGAAGUUUAAAAAUUGUCUUGGUCUUCAUAUUAAUAACAUUAGAUAGAAACAAAAAAGACUAAAGUUAUAAUAAUAGAAGAAGAUGAAUAAAAAAAAAUUGAGUUUAUAAAAAUUGAUUGA
Messenger RNA from Paramecium sonneborni, 755 nucleotides. NCBI's taxonomy places the organism in Eukaryota, Ciliophora, Oligohymenophorea, Peniculida, Parameciidae. The record is from the annotation of a GenBank genome assembly.